AUGGGCCUAAGUACACUUUCAAUGUAUUCAGAUUUCAAUACUGGAGAAUGGAAUAGCAUAAUUGGUAAAUAUUUCGGUUUACUUUUAAAAGAGGUUACAAAAAAGAAAAAUCAAGACCAUGCAGGAUUUAUUCCAAUCCACGAUUUUAAUAUUCGACAUAUAAACAUAACACAAAAGGUGGAGGAGUUGUACAACAUCAUUAAGCUAGCAGCUGAUCUUACAGUAAGAAUAACUGUAACCUACACAAGCACAGCUAGACCUAAGACUGUUGAAGAAUCAGUUCAAGAAUAUCCGUGUUCGAAUCAAAGAGGGACAAAUUGUCUGAGAACAGGGACAGGAACAAUAGUUGGUGUGUCCAAAUUUCAAGAUGAGGAUAAGAAAACCUGUCAGUGUAAGGUUUGUAAAGUUUCAGACACUCCACAAACCACCUGGUGGAGUGUGGGUGUGAUGACAGCCACCCACGUGGUGUUUGACGACAGCGAGGCUGAGAGUGCCACAUGCAGGCUGUUCUUUGACCAGGCGGACAGUCCAGUUGUGACGUUAGAUGGCUGGAGAAUGUGGGACAUGAGCAUCAAGGGAGACACCUGCAGAUUUUCUUGUGCCUCACAUGACAUGGAAUUGUACGAGAAAGUCCAACGCAUCUUCAAAAGUUUUCUUUUCUAUCCCAACAAGUUUGAGGAAAGCGUGUCUUUUAUAGUGUCACAUCCACAUGGCUGCUCAAAACACGUCUCUAUAGGAAAAUACAAACAAAAACGUAUUAAGCAAUUGCAUCUCCAUUACAUCGCAACAAAAUACUCUUAUGAAAUGAGUACGUGUCCAGGAAGUAGCGGGGCUUAUGUAUUCUCUAGUGAAAACUUGCUGGUACCUCACGUGCACAGUGGAUGUAGGGAGGGCAUCAAUUACAGUGGGGAAGGAUUUCAAGAAAAGUACUCAGACUGA
Physella acuta is the source of this 939-nucleotide messenger RNA. RefSeq lists its product as uncharacterized. The record is from RefSeq and is a predicted model, not a curated record. NCBI's taxonomy places the organism in Eukaryota, Metazoa, Mollusca, Gastropoda, Physidae.